Molecule: messenger RNA, 1231 nt
Organism: Gymnodraco acuticeps
Lineage: Eukaryota; Metazoa; Chordata; Actinopteri; Perciformes; Bathydraconidae
Product: GTPase IMAP family member GIMD1-like
Exons: 3
Coding region: 1-699 (232 amino acids)
Molecular function (GO): GTP binding
Source: RefSeq, a predicted model, not a curated record
AUGUCUCUCGUCACGGAACACCAUCGUCACGGCAACAACCCCUUCGGAAUCCUCGGCAAAUGGGGUCGCCACGACGACGGCGAGCAGAACGUACUGGCCCUGAACGUUCUGUUGCUAGGUGGAAGGCAGAGUGGGAGGAGCUCUGUGGGCAAUGCUCUGAUUGGUGGUGAAGAAUUCCAAACCGGCACCUGCAUUUUUGGCGUUUCCAUGACGACGGAGCACCAGCUGCUAAGCCGAAAUUUCCCACGGUAUUUCAGGAGAAAGGGGGCGGAGUCUGACCUCACGUUGAGAGUGUUGGACACGCCCCCUUCGUUUCCCCGCCCUAAGAGCGUGCACGAGCUCUGCCCCGAGGGCGUGCACGUACUUGUGCUCGUCGUGAGAGCUGACAUGCAUGACAACACACACCUGGAGGAGCACGUGGAGACUCUUUUCGGUCCAGAAUGGCGUCGUCACGCUUUGCUCGUUAUCACACAUGCCGAUCACCUGAAGGAGGCGGGGCUUCAGCCGUCAGACUACCUAACGCAGACCACCGAUUGGCUGAGAGCUCUGGCUGCAAAGGUGGAAGGCGGAGUCUCGUUUGUGGAGAACAGCUGUGAUUGGCCGUCAGUCAGAGGACGACCAAUAAGAGACCGACUGCUAAACCUCUCAGCGAGGAACCAUCACUCAGCGCUGACCGUCCGGACGGAGGUCUCACUUUAAAAUACAAACUAAUGUUUUUUUGCUUUUAAAAUGAUCUUGUUCCCGUCUAUUUGUCAAGUUAUGUGACUGUUGUGAACUUUGUUUGUAGCUUUACGCUAGUUUUGUACUCCUUGGUAUUGUGUCAUGCUCCUGUUUCUAUAAAAGUGCUGUUCAUUGAUGUGGCUGUCACAGAUCUUGUAUUGUCAAAAUUCAAUGGAAAACCCCAUUUUGGUGACGUCAGAAUCUCGUAAGACUGCGGCAUAUCAGGACCAUUUUCUACAUACAAUUAUAAACACCUGAUCUUAACAACGAACUGGGAACUGAAAAAAGUCCUCAUGUCUUAUUCUCUGCUGCCUUCCUUUCUUCUGGUAAACAAAACACCCAAGGAAACAGAUGACUAGUUCAAAAUGUUUUAAUGAAUACACCUUUAUACAACUUUUGUGAGCUAACGGUACUAGCUACUUACUAGCUAAGUGGCCGUCAGCAGCAGAUUUUUAUUGUUUCAUUCUCGGCUUUUCACAAUAAAAGAACUCUGGUUCACAUCACGUCCAUA